AUGGCCCGCGACAGUGAUCACAUUGUUAAUGGGAAAUCUGCCGCAACUCAUGACGAGCAUAUCGUAAUCGAACAAGACUCAGAGACGACAUGGGAAUGUCUGAAGGCUAACCCAAAAAUUGUUCUAUGGACAUUAUGGGCUAACAUUGGCCCAUUAAUGGUGGGAUAUGAGAACCUGGCCAUGUCGGUCUGUUUGGCUAUGCCUGCCUUCCAUACUUACAAGUUUCUUGGUAGAAUGAGGUUUUCUGUCAAUGUCAACGGCGAGCUCAUCAUCCCCGCCUACUGGCAGUCUCUUUGGAGUUCCUUGUAUAACGUCACAACUAUGCUUGGGUCUGUUUCCGCAGGUUUUCUUCAAGACCGAUUUGGCCGGCGAUCUGUCUUUCUCGCUUCCUCUAUCAUUGCGGCAGCUGGUAUUGCGCUGACGUUUGUCUCAAAGACUCCGGCGGAGUUCCUUGGUGGCAAAAUGACAUCCGGUUUCGCGAUGGGUUUGAUUCUAGCCGGGACUCAGACUUGGGUCUCGGAGAUUGCGCCAUUACCUAUGCGAGGUAUUGCUCUUUCAACAUAUGCAAUCAUGUUGAACCUUGGACUCUUGCUUGCUAUUUCAGCAACCUUUAGUCGAAUCUCCAUUAUGAAUGACUCGGCUUUCCGUGUUGUAUUUGCUGCGGCUUGGACUUUCCCCGCCUUACUAGCACUUGGACUGCCUUUUAUGCCCGAGUCACCCUACUGGUUGACUUUGAAGGACAAACAUGACGAAGCACGACGCGCGCUUAUUCGUCUUUCAGCAAAUUGCGACGGUAUUGAUGCCCGACUGGUCCAGAUACAACACUCCAUUGAGACCGAACGUCGGCUUGCGGCUCAGAAGACGUCAUAUGCUGAGCUAUUCCGAGGUACCAAUCUGCGCCGCACACGCAUACUGCUGGUAUGCAUGUAUAUGCCCCAGAUUGUUGGAACCGUUCUCUCCUCCAAUGCGCCUUACUUCCUCAACCAGACUGGCAUGGACAAUCAUACCACUGUUAUGCUUUUGCAAAUAGCUGUCAGCUGUGGUGUUGUCUCCGCGGUCCUGAAUGUGUUUGCCAUGUUCAGGAUCAACUACCGGACACUGAUGUUCUUCGGAGUCAGUGUCUGCCUCGCUAUGUAUUUGGCUAUGGGUAUUGCUGGUACCAUGGCACGUACAUCAGUACCACUCACAGUGAUCGGUGUUGCAGUUGCAUUUCCCAGUAUAUCUUAUGGGCCUGCCGUCGGGGCAUCUAUGAGUGUCGCUGGAGAAGUGUCCUCUAUUAAGCUUCGUGCCAAGUCUUUGGCACUAGGUCAAGCCUUUUCAUCACUCAUGUCAACCAUCUGGCAAAUCAUUUUGCCAUACCUAUUCAAUCGAGACCAGGCUAAUAUGGGUGGAAAUAUUGGCUGGAUAUUUUUCGGCAUGGCAGCCAUCUAUUUUGUGGUCCUUUAUUUUGACGUUCCGGAAACGAAAGGCCGGACAUAUGGGGAGUUAGAUCUUAUGUUUGAGAAGAAGGUUCCUGCAAGGCAUUUUGCUUCCUAUGAGUCAGAGGGAAUGAACGAACUUGAGGUCUCUACCUCCCUGGCUUAG
Fusarium sp. VM40 is the source of this 1584-nucleotide messenger RNA. The record is from the annotation of a GenBank genome assembly. Lineage: Eukaryota; Fungi; Ascomycota; Sordariomycetes; Hypocreales; Nectriaceae.